Polistes canadensis is the source of this 2491-nucleotide messenger RNA. Its product is annotated as putative inorganic phosphate cotransporter. The record is from RefSeq and is a predicted model, not a curated record. Gene Ontology annotation, biological process: monoatomic anion transport; transmembrane transport. Gene Ontology annotation, cellular component: plasma membrane. Gene Ontology annotation, molecular function: transmembrane transporter activity. Lineage: Eukaryota; Metazoa; Arthropoda; Insecta; Hymenoptera; Vespidae. The transcript is spliced from 6 exons. The coding region runs from base 1145 to 2482 and encodes 445 amino acids.
UCACAAAAUCUUAUGAUAUUGUAAUUUAUUUUCAACAACGAGUCCCAUAUGCUAGGGGGUCAAUGUUUUGAUAUUUUUUAUUUGAAACGUAAAAAUUUGCAUGGGUCAUUGAGAAAUAUAAAAGAUAGUACACUCGAGUUAUCUUUUUGAGGAGAAGUGUAUAUGAUUAUUAUCAUAUUUCAUUGUUAAUAAAUCAAUAAUAGUAUUAUAGAUGUGUUAAUAUAAAAGGUUUUUUUUUAAGAAAUAUCAGAAAUUAGAUUUUCUAUAUGUAAUAAGAUAAACUUCUAUUACUUAUCGUAACUAGAUAAUCAAUUAUUGAUCAAACGCGAAGAAUAACAAGUUCUUUUACUCUUUCUCUUGUUUCCUUCUUUUUUAAAUCGAUGUAACAGAUUACACUUACGUCAGAGUGCAAUAGAAAAAAUAAAAAACGUCAAUAUGAGUAGCAAUGUAUGAUAAUUCCCUUGUAAUAUUUCCUUCUAAGUAUUUACAGAUAUAUAAAACUCAUUUUUAAAACAACAAGUACAACCGAUUACGAGUAGUCUGCAUUCUUAACAUUUUUCUAUAGCACUAUUCAAUAGAAUGAUUUAUCAUUCGAUCAUAAUCGGCUAAUCUUGAAAUCAAUAAUACUUGCAAAAUUAGAAAUAUUUUUAUUAUUCUUAUUAGAAAAAUAUCUAGUUCUAUUUACUUUUCUUUUCUUUCAAAUUAUAAAAAUGAUGAUUAAUAUCUCUGAAACAUCCUCCUAUACGAGAUACUUGAGAAUAAUUUCCCCUAAUUAUAUCAUAAAUCAUUCUAAACGUCAUGUGUAUUAUUAUUUACUAUUCUUUUUUCUUCUUCUUUUUUUUUUUUCUUUUUUUGUGACGACGUUGUUCACUUUUACAAAUCCAUUUAUAAAAUAAAUCACUUGCUAUCUAUGAGAUCGAGAUAACAUUGUCUAACAUUUUAUGUAUAUAGGUAUGCGAGUAUUAUAGAAAAAGAAGGAAAAUAAAAGAAAAAAAAUAAUCCAUCCAAGUUGUAUAAAAGAUUAAAAUCGUAUUAUGCAUGACGUUUGAAUAUUUCUUUGAUUACAGCCCUCGUUGGAUGUAGGCACGUACAGGUACUAUUCCUGGCCUUCGGUUUCUUCUGCUGUUAUGCUGUCAGGGUUACUAUGUCCGUGACCUUGGAAGCUAUGACCAAUUCUACCAAAGCUAAUACAGAAUUCGAGGAAUUCCAUUGGGAUCAGACUACCAAGGACACCAUACUCAGUUCAUUCUUUUGGGGAUACAUAUGUACUCAAGUACUUGGUAACAUCAUUGCCCAACGUUGGGGAGCCCAAAAAGUAUUGUCUUGUUCUGUUAUCAUUAACGGAUUAUUGACACUUUCCGUUCAUGCUGCUGCCCAUUACGGAGGUUGGGAAGCUGUUUGCGGUACCAGAAUUGUUGCUGGCUUUUUCCAAGGUACGGUCAUGCCGACCAUGCACAUGCUCUUGUCUAAAUGGUCACCGAGCGAAGAAAGAGGAAGAUUAGUUGCAUUUGUUUAUACCGGUGGUUUGAUCGGUAAUGUUGCCUCUCUACUAAGUUCCGGAUUCCUUUCUGCUUCUGUUCUUGGCUGGCCAAGUUGCUUUUACUUUUGGGGCAUUACAAGCUUGACAGCUGGUAUUUGUAUUUUGAUUUUUGUCAAGGAAUCACCCGCUGAUCAUCCAAAUAUUCCUUUUGAUGAAAGACAAUUCAUCGAAGUUAGUUUAGGUGUUACCGAAACCGAUGAGAAAUUACCUACUCCUUGGAUCGCUAUAUUAACGUCUGUACCUGUUUGGGCUCUUCUUAUUACACAAGCCGUUCAAAAUUGGGGAUUCUGGAUGUUGUUAACUAAAAUGCCUUCUUAUAUGAAUUCAGCUCUCGGUUAUGAUAUACAACAGAAUGGAUUGAUGACGGCAUUGCCAUAUUUGACAGCAUGGAUUCUUAGUUCACCGAUCAGUUAUAUUUCUGAUAUGUGUAUCAGAAAAAAUAUUGUCAGCUUGGAGGCAUCCAGAAAAAUAUGUAACACCAUAGGACAAUGGAUUCCUGCUGUCGCACUAAUUUCCUUGGGUUACAUCAAUAAGGAACAACCUGAAAUUGCAGAAGGAAUUUUGAUUAUUACCGUUGGCAUUAACGUUGCCAUAUAUUGCGGCCACAACAUUAAUCAUAUGGAUCUCAGUCCUAAUUUUGCAGGCGCAUUGAUGGCCUUUACUAAUACUACCGCUAACAUUUGUGCUAUUUUAGCUCCUAUCAUAAGCGGUAUAAUCAUUCCAGAUCCGUCUAAUAUUCUUCAAUGGAGAAGUAUAUUCUUCCUCACAGCCGGUCUUUAUAUAGUAGGAAAUCUUAUUUUCAUAUUAUUUGGUAAAGGUACGGUACAAAAGUGGAAUGAUCCAGUAAUCAAGAAAAAAGAAUCUUCGGUGUAUCAAAUAGAAGUAGUAAUGGAAGCUAAUGAUUCUGAAAUACAAAAAGCUAAUAAUGAAAAAAUACCAUGACAAAUAUAU